AUGAAAGAUCUAAAGGCUUUCCCAUUGGAAAACUAUAUUUAUUUUGGAUUCUCACUCUUCAACCCAAGAUCUAAACUCAUAAACUGGUCUCAAGUCAAGGGAAUCAUUAUCUUGAUCUCCCUCGUCUGUAUAUCGUUUAUUGCAAUUUUAUAUUUUGGAUCUAACGUAUACUUUGCUAUCAAACAACUUUCAGAUUGUAAUACGGAGCUUUCUUCUGCUUCAAAAGCAUUUCAGACGCAGUUAUUCUACUCUCUCGUAGUUCAAACAAUUAUUUCUAUCUUCCUUAUCCAUUUACCAUCUACCAUUUUAGUUAUCAAUUCGUUUUUGGGCACCGCUUAUGAAACAUAUGGGAAUUUGAUGACAAUAACAAUUUCAUUAUUUCCGGCAAUAGAUCCGUUGGCAACUUUUGUUAUCAUUAAACCAUAUCGGGAAGCAGUGAUAGGAAAAUUUAAAAGAUAA
Messenger RNA from Caenorhabditis briggsae, 459 nucleotides. Bases 1 to 459 code for a protein of 152 amino acids. The record is from RefSeq and is a predicted model, not a curated record. Gene Ontology annotation, biological process: olfactory behavior; G protein-coupled receptor signaling pathway. Lineage: Eukaryota; Metazoa; Nematoda; Chromadorea; Rhabditida; Rhabditidae. Gene Ontology annotation, molecular function: G protein-coupled olfactory receptor activity. The transcript has a single exon.